AUGGAAGGACGUAAUGUAAUCAUAAAUUCAGAAACAGGAAGCGGAAAAACUCUCUGUAAUUAUAUUUGUAAUUUUUUCAUAUCUUGCUCUAGCACUGGUUAUCUUUUGCCCCUGAUAAAUAAGUUAUAUUCCGACUAUGAGCUAGGCCCAAUAGUACCGCGUGCAUUGAUAUUGGCACCGACUGCUGAAUUAGUACAUCAGAUAUCAACCGUAUUCCGAAGCUUGGUACCAAAUAAUCAAUUUACUGCAUCCAUUGUUACAUCAAAAAGCACCCUAUUGAUAAAAGAUAAUACAGCUGCAAUUAUUGGUGUUCCCCAUAACAUUACCACAUAUCAUGCGCCAUCGUUACUGAAUAGUAUUGAAACGAUUAUUGUAGACGAAGCAGAUGCUUUAGUUACUGGAAGUGCUAGCCGUGAUGUUUGGACAAUGCUCAAUUGUAAACGAUUAAUGGUUGAAUCGAAGAAGGCAGACGAGGAAAAACAGACAAAAAUGACGGAAGUAAAUGUAGAAAUAUCAAGUAGUUCUAAACGCAUACCCAACCUUCGUCGUGGUAGUUCCAUUACUCGACAUGGAUUAGAUAGUAAAAAUUGCCAGUAUUUAUUUGUAGGAGCAACCUUACCUUCUAAUAAUAAUGAAAAAUCUGAAUAUGGCAUAAUACAUGGAUGGCUCAAAAAGUUAAACCCUACAUUAGUGCAUUUAGCUCGUACUGAAAAUGUUCACAAAAUUAUAUCAACGUUACAAUCGGAUUGUAUCAUGACUAAAAAUGACGAAAAAUUGGAAACAUUAUUGCAUAUAUUAGAUAAAGUAAAAAGUAAUUAUAAUGAUGAAAACAAGAUGACUCCAAACAAAAACUUAAACAGAUCACCUGUAGCUAAGGGUGAUCAUUUAAAAAUGAUAGUAUUUACCAAUACAGCAUACCAUGCAUUUGCAUUAUAUCGAUUUCUUGAUGGUACCGAUCCUAAUCUAAUGAAAGAGCCACAAAGGAGUGUAUUACCGUUACAUUUUGAACUAUUACCACCUGAACAAAAAGAAGAACUUAUAAACACUGUAAAUUUUGAAAAAAACUAUUUUAAAGCACAGUAUUCAAACGAGUGGAAAGGCAGGUGCGGUAUACUACAUAAGGACAUUCCAAUUGAAGUAAGAGAGGAAAUUCUGAAUAAAUUCAUCAAUGGAGAUAUACCUAUCCUCAUUACAACUGAUAUAGCAUCUAGAGGAUUGGAUAUUCCUAACGUUACAGCAGUUAUUCAAUAUGAUUUCGCUUUAAGUGCAGUUGAUUAUUUACAUCGGGCUGGUCGCACCGCCCGUAGUGGAAAUGAGGGGCAGUUUUUUAGCAUGGCUACUGAAAAUGACAGUUUUUUGGUCGAGGCAAUCAGAAAUAUCAAGGCUAGUGAAUCGUUCGACAGCGUGUUUAGCCGCAAUCGUAAUCUUAGAAGAAAAUUAAGAAAGCUCAAGAAGCAACAGACAGACCAAAAUGAUAUCAUAGAUAGCGAUGAGCCAAAUAGUGAAGCCGUUAAUUACUAA
Trichoplax adhaerens is the source of this 1521-nucleotide messenger RNA. RefSeq lists its product as uncharacterized. Gene Ontology annotation, biological process: mitochondrial large ribosomal subunit assembly. Gene Ontology annotation, cellular component: mitochondrion. The transcript has 5 exons. Gene Ontology annotation, molecular function: ATP binding; nucleic acid binding. NCBI's taxonomy places the organism in Eukaryota, Metazoa, Placozoa, Uniplacotomia, Trichoplacea, Trichoplacidae. The record is from RefSeq and is a predicted model, not a curated record. The coding region runs from base 1 to 1521 and encodes 506 amino acids.